Messenger RNA from Nematolebias whitei (Rio pearlfish), 1296 nucleotides. It is a transcript of the gene golim4a, whose product is annotated as golgi integral membrane protein 4a. NCBI's taxonomy places the organism in Eukaryota, Metazoa, Chordata, Actinopteri, Cyprinodontiformes, Rivulidae. Gene Ontology annotation, cellular component: Golgi membrane; Golgi apparatus. The record is from RefSeq and is a predicted model, not a curated record.
UGGUGUAUGAGCAUCGCUCCCGGUUGGAAAAGUCUCUUCAGAAGGAGAGGUUGGAGCACAAAAAGGCCAAAGAAGAAUAUUUGGUUUAUAAAAUGGAAUCGCAACAAUCGCUGAACAAGGAAAAGCAAGAUGCAAACGGCAGAUACAACUCUUUACAAGUGCAGCACCAGGUGUUAAAGAAUCAGCACGAUGAGCUGAAGAGGCAGUACUACGACCUGCAGGAGCAGCACCAGGUGCAGGGCAAGGACCACGGCCGGCUGCUGGACGAACACAGGGAACGCUACAGUAAACUGCAGCAAGCCAAAGAGGUGGAAAUCUCACAGCUCAACGAGCAUGUGCAUAACCUAAGAGAGGAAAAUACGAAGCUGAGGGAAGCUCACCAUGACAUUCACACAAAACUUCAGGAUGCACAGAUCAAGCAUCAAGACCUGAAGGUAGCACAUGACCAGCUUGCUUUGACACUGGAGGACCACAAGAGUGCGCUAGCUGUGGCUCAGGCACAGGUGGAUCAGUACAAGAAGAUAAAUAGGGUACAACCGGACCAAAUUCAAGUUCAUCAGCAGCUACAUAUAGCAACUACGCCAUCUGUGUCCCAUGUACACGAAUCCCAGCAGAAUACCAUCGCUGAACAUCAACAAUCUCACUGGGACACCCAGUCAAGAUUGGACCAUCAGGAGGAGAAGGAUGCCCACGUCCAGUCUGACAUUGUGUCUCACCAUAUUGUGUCCCAGCCGUCCUUUUCUGAGAGAGAGGAGGACGGUGAGGGAGAGGCAGAACGGAAGAGGGAGCUGGCAGAGGAGGAGAUGGCUCAAGCAGGGCAGCCUCAGAAGCUGGAGGAGGACCUGGACCAGCCUCAGGAUGAGCAGCUGGAGGAGGAGGAGGAGCAGCGGCUCGAUGAGAACGCUUUGGACCGACAGAGACGUCAACCACAGCUAGACACCCAUGUGGAGCUGCAUGGGGAGGCCCAGCUGCAGCACCAGGCUCCAGCCCGGGUCCACCAGCUGAAGUCAGCCUAUGAGCAGCAGAAGGAGCAGCAGCGGCUGGCGGCUCAGAGGGCUGAGGAGCGCAGGCAGGUCCAGCUACGACAGGAAGCCCUGCAGGCCCAGAGAGACAAGAUCCUGAAGGAGAGGGAGCAGAGACUGAAGGAGGAGCAGCAGAAAGAGGAGCAACAGCACAAGGAAGCUGACCGAAGAGAGCAGCUGUUGAGGGAGGAGCACCAAAGGAGGAAGACAGAGUACGAGAACAUGGACGAUGAUGCUCAAGGAGAGGAAGAUCAUCACAAUACCAAAGAAGAGG